Messenger RNA from Psammomys obesus (fat sand rat), 708 nucleotides. RefSeq names its product prostatic spermine-binding protein-like. The transcript is spliced from 3 exons. The coding region runs from base 13 to 708 and encodes 231 amino acids. The record is from RefSeq and is a predicted model, not a curated record. NCBI's taxonomy places the organism in Eukaryota, Metazoa, Chordata, Mammalia, Rodentia, Muridae.
CCCUCAGCAGCCAUGCUGCUGUUGGUGACAUUGGCUUUUCUAGCCAGUUCCACCUGCGGAGCCCAGAACAUCCUGGGCAAUCGUGUUGGCACCUAUUUCUACGCUAUUGGUAACCAUCAUGGGGAACUCAAAGGCAUCCGGAUCUUCUUAACACCAUCAAGACACAUCAAGGCCAUCCAGCUGAAGUUUGGCAACUUCUGGAGUGAUAUCUAUGGUUCCCCGUCACUAAACUACAAAGACUUUCUUCUGGAGGAUGGGGAGCACGUGACAAAGGUGGAAGGCAGCGUAUCAACUUGCCUGAAUUCCCUGCACUUCAUUACCAACAAGAGGCGUGUGGCCUCCUUUGGUGUUAGAAGUGGCCUUCCCUUUGAGGACAGAGGAGAUUCAAACAAACAUCUAGCGACUAUCAAUGGUAUGUUCUUACCAGGCAUCUGUAUCAAAGGGAUGGGGUUCAUAUGGGAACGUGGCCCAGAGAACUUGGUCUCCCCGAAGCCUCCAAGAAGGCCAAUGGACAGCUUGGACAUUUCCAGAGAUAAGGAAGACAAAGACAAAGACAGUGAAAAAAAUAAAGACAAAAAUGAUGAUGAUGAUGAUGAUGAUGAUGAUGAUGAUGACGACGACGAUGAAGACAAUGACAAAAAAGAUAAUAAUGACAAAGAUGACAGUGAUGACGAUGAUGAUGAUGAAGAUGACAAGAAAAAAAGAUGA